Molecule: messenger RNA, 4005 nt
Organism: Dentiscutata heterogama
Lineage: Eukaryota; Fungi; Glomeromycota; Glomeromycetes; Diversisporales; Gigasporaceae
Source: the annotation of a GenBank genome assembly
AUGGUAUCUAUCGUUGAUUCUGUAAACCAUAAUAAUAUUCAGCAAAACGAUCAAUCGGCGUAUAUUAGUCAAAAAGAUUUUAUAUUUCGUGAUUCUAAUAAUACCUCUUGGGCCGAUGCCCUUCCUCCAAAACAAGGUCUUUAUGAUCCCGAUUAUGAAAAAGAUUCUUGUGGUGUCGGUUUUAUCGUUCACAUUAGAGGUGCUCCUUCUCACAAGAUCCUUAGUGAUGCCAGAGAUGUUCUCUGUAACAUGACUCAUAGAGGCGCCGUAGGAUCUGAUGCUAGAGAUGGUGAUGGAGCUGGUGUCAUGACCGGAAUUCCUCACGAAUUUUUUCAUCAGGAAACUACUAGAUUGGGUAUUAAUUUACCUCCCCAAGGUCAAUAUGCUGUUGGUAACGUGUUCUUUAAACCUGAACAUGCUGUUACCGAAGAAUGUAAACAGAUUUUUGAACAGGCCGCUAAAAGUUUAAACCUAAAAGUUUUGGGUUGGCGUGAAGUUCCAAAGAAUGAUUCCAUUCUUGGUCCCGCUGCGAAGUCUCGGGAACCAAUCAUUUUACAACCUUUUGUUUCUUUGGCGAGUUAUGAUCCUGUUGCUUCUUCAAACAAUUCUCUUCCUUCUCCAAAUGAUGAUAAUUUCGAUGAAGCUUAUUUUUCUCGUCAACUUUACAUCCUUCGCAAGCAAACUACUCAUGCUAUUACCGUUAAGAAAUGGUUUUAUAUUUGUUCCCUUUCGAACAAAAAUAUUAUAUAUAAGGGUCAAUUGGCUCCUGUACAAGUCUACAAUUAUUUUCACGAUUUAAAUAAUGUGGCAUAUAGAACCCAUUUCGCUCUGGUUCAUUCCCGUUUCUCUACAAAUACUUUUCCUUCUUGGGAUCGCGCUCAACCUAUGCGGUGGUGUGCUCAUAAUGGUGAAAUUAAUACUUUGAGAGGAAACAAAAAUUGGAUGCGUGCUCGUGAAGGAAUCAUGAAAUCUGAUUCUUUCGGUGCAGAUCUUGAUUUAUUAUAUCCUAUUAUAGAGGAAGGUGGCUCUGAUUCUGCUGCUUUUGAUAACGUACUUGAAUUACUUGUUAUUAAUGGUGUCGUCACUCUUCCUGAGGCUGUUAUGAUGAUGAUUCCUGAAGCUUGGCAAAAUAAUUUUGCUAUGGAACCUGAAAAACGUGCUUUUUAUCAAUGGGCUGCUUGUCUUAUGGAACCCUGGGAUGGCCCUGCUUUAUUUACUUUCUCUGAUGGUCGUUAUUGUGGUGCUAGUUUAGACCGUAAUGGUCUUCGUCCUUGCCGUUUUUAUAUUACCACUGAUGACUUAAUGAUUUGUGCUUCUGAAGUGGGUACUAUUGGUAUUGAACCUGAACGUAUUGUCAAAAAAGGUCGUUUACAACCUGGAAAAAUGUUAUUGGUUGAUACUGAAGAAGGUCGUGUUGUAGAUGAUAAAGAAUUAAAAUUAUCGGUUGCCUCUAAAGCAAAUUUUCGUGCUUGGUUAGAUAAUAAUAUGAUUACUCUUGAUAAUAUAAUUGAAAGAAUAAAAUCUACUGGUAAUGGAAUUUCUGUUGAAUUAGAUGAUAUAUCUGUAUCUGAUGAUCCAAGGUUACACGCUUUCGGUUAUACUAUCGAACAAUUAAAUCUUUUAGUUUUGCCCAUGUUGAGUGAUGGUAAAGAAGCACUGGGUUCUAUGGGCAAUGAUGCACCUUUGGCUUGUCUAUCCGAUCAACCACGUUUAAUUUAUGAUUAUUUUCGUCAACUAUUUGCUCAAGUAACAAAUCCACCAAUAGAUCCUAUCCGUGAAGAGAUUGUUAUGUCUCUUGAAUGUUAUGUUGGACCGGAAGGCAACAUCUUAGAAAUCGAUGAACAACAAACUUGUAGACUUUCUUUACCGACUCCUAUACUUUCAAUUGAUGAAUUGAACGCGAUCAAGUGUAUAGAACGCGUUCAACCGGAUUGGACUGUUGCUACAAUUGAUAUUACUUUCCCUAAACAAGAAGGUAUUCCUGGUUAUCUUCUUGCUUUGGAACGUAUUUGUUCCGAAGUUUCUCAAGCUAUUACUGAAGGUUACAAAGUUGUCAUUCUUUCUGAUACGGCCGUAAAUGCCGAACGCGUCGCAAUCUCUUCGUUAAUCGCUGUUGGUGGUGUUCAUCAUCAUCUUGUUAGAAUUAGACAACGUUCAAAGAUUGCCCUCGUAGUUGAAACUGCUGAAGCACGUGAAGUCCAUCAUAUUUGUGUCUUAUUAGGUUAUGGUGCUGAUGCUAUUUGUCCAUACCUUGUCAUGGAAGCUAUUUUUAAACUUAAACGUGAAAAUGCUAUCAAGAGUGAUUUACCUUCUGAGAAAAUUAUUUAUAAUUAUAAGAAGGCUAUAAAUAACGGUAUUCUCAAAGUUAUGUCAAAAAUGGGAAUAUCAACUUUACAAAGUUAUAAAGGUGCCCAAAUUUUUGAAGCACUCGGUAUAGAUGAAAGCGUUAUUGCUCGUUGUUUUGCUGGAACUUCUAGUUAUCCUACACGUGAUACAAUUAUUCCCCGAGGUUUACCAGAAUCUGGUGAAUAUCAUUGGAGAGAUGGUGGUGAGCCUCAUAUUAAUGAUCCGGUUGGUAUCGCUAAUCUUCAAGAUGCAGUUCGUUCAAAAAAUAAAUCGGCUUAUGAUGCUUAUGCUCGUAAUGCUUACGAUCAAAUAAAAAAUUGUACUUUACGUGGACUUUUGGACUUUGAUUUUGAUAAUUCAAAAGCUAUUCCGUUAGAUCAAGUUGAACCUUGGACUGAAAUUGUUAAAAGGUUUUGUACUGGUGCCAUGUCUUAUGGUUCAAUAUCAAAAGAAUCUCAUUCUACUUUAGCUUUAGCUAUGAAUAGUCUGGGUGGUAAAUCAAAUACUGGUGAAGGUGGUGAAGAUCCUGAACGUUCAAAACCUUUACCAAAUGGUGGUUCUAUGCGUUCUGCCAUUAAGCAGGUCGCUUCUGGACGUUUUGGUGUCACUUCCUAUUACCUUACUGACGCAGAUGAGUUACAAAUUAAAAUGGCUCAAGGUGCAAAACCUGGUGAAGGUGGUGAAUUGCCAGGGCAUAAAGUUUCUGACGCUAUAGGGAAAACAAGAAAAUCUACUCCCGGUGUCGGUUUAAUUAGUCCACCUCCUCAUCACGAUAUUUAUUCUAUUGAAGAUUUGAAACAACUUAUUUAUGAUCUUAAAUGCUCAAAUCCUCGUUCUCGUGUAUCUGUCAAAUUAGUAUCAGAGGUUGGUGUCGGUAUUGUCGCUUCUGGAGUCGCGAAAGCGAAAGCAGACCAUAUAUUAAUUUCCGGUCAUGAUGGUGGUACUGGUGCUUCUCGAUGGACGAGUAUUAAAUAUGCUGGUUUACCUUGGGAAUUGGGUCUUGCCGAAACACAUCAAACCCUUGUAUUGAAUGACCUUCGUGGUCGUGUCAUUGUCCAAACUGAUGGACAACUUCGAACCGGACGUGAUGUAGCAAUUGCUUGUUUGUUGGGUGCUGAAGAGUGGGGUUUUGCAACCACUCCGUUGAUCGCUAUUGGUUGUAUCAUGAUGCGAAAAUGUCAUUUGAACACUUGUCCAGUUGGUAUUGCUACACAAGAUCCUGAACUUCGUAAAAAAUUUGAAGGUAAACCUGAACAUGUAAUAAACUUCUUUUAUUAUGUGGCCGAGGAGUGUAGGCAAAUCAUGGCCAAACUUGGCUUCCGAAAAAUUAACGAAAUGGUCGGCCGUACCGAUAAACUUAAAGUUAAUGAACCUUUACGAAACGCAAAGACUGCAAAUAUCGAUCUUACUCCAAUUUUAACACCAGCAUUCACCUUGCGUCCUGGAGUUGCUACUCAUAAUGUCUUAAAACAAGAUCAUAAACUUUAUAUUAGAUUAGAUAAUAAGCUUAUUGAUGAAUCAGAACCUGCGUUGAAAAAGAAAGAAAAAGUUGACAUUGUCUGCGAGAUUCUUAAUACUGAUCGUGCGCUCGGUACUACAUUAUCUAAUCAUAUAUCUAAAACACAUGGUGAACAUGGUUUACCCGAUGGUACUGUUCAU